AUGAGAUUUGCGACAUGGCAUGUUAGGAGCCUCUUCAGACAAGCUGCAUUCCGAGAAGUCGUAGAAGAACUGACCAAGUACAGAAUAGAACUGUGCGCUUUGCAGGAGAUAAGAUGGCCUGGUAAAGAAAUAUUGUAUAAGAAGGAUAGUACUCUGUUUUACAGCGGUAGUACAGACAGAAAAAACCAGUUUGACACAGGUAUCUUUGUGAGUAAUAAACUGAGCGACAAAGUCACAGAUUUCGAAUCAAUAACCCCCAGAAUUCGAAUGCAUGCCGUGCCACAUAAUAUCACUAUAAUCUCGGCACACGCUCCAACGGAGGACAAGAGCGUCGAAGAAAAGACCGAAUUCUAUCGCGAGCUCGAGGAAGCAUACGAUAGCACCCCUAGCUUCGACAUAAAAAUCAUCUUGGAAGAUUUCAACAGCAAGAUUGGAAAAGAAAAAAUCUUUCACCCCACAAUUGGAAUACAUAGUUUAUACGACACAACAAGCACACUUGGUUCUUGGUUCCUACAUAAAAAUGUUCACAAGGGUACGUGGAUCACCAGACGGACAAACGGUAAACAAAAUCGAUCACGUCCUGGUGGAUAUGAGAUGUGCAACGCAUAUAACAGAUGGGAAUGUGCGGAAGCGAUUAGAACCAAGAACAAAGCUAGGGAAAAAUGCCUCAACAAGGAAACCAGGAUACCAAUAGACAACUAUAGAGAGGCAAGAAAAAACGCCAAAAAGCUACUGAGAAGGAAGAAGAGAUCAUUCUUGAGAGAAAAACUGAAAUCCAUAAAAAAAGAACGAACUUUAUCCGGCGAACUGGCAACAAGUCAGGAAGAAAUAAUACAAAGAUGCCUGGAACAUUUUACGGAUACCUUCGCGGUACCGGAGAACGAAGAGGACAAUACACAGGCGUAUAGCACCUCUGAAUUACGGGAGUACGCCCAUCUCCCAACAAUAACGGACAUCAAGGAGGCGGUGAAGUCCUUAAGGGACUAUAAAGCACCAGGGAUAGAUACGAUCACCGAAGAAAUGUUGAAAAACGCGGGUAACGCAGCGUACAAAGUUCUGCACUGGCUGGUAGAGCUCAUCUGGCAGGAGAAAGGCCCAACCCCAGAGGACUGGAUGGGAAGCCUGAUCAACCCUAUCCCUAAGAAGGGAGAUUUAACAGAAUCCUAG
Molecule: messenger RNA, 1167 nt
Organism: Temnothorax curvispinosus
Lineage: Eukaryota; Metazoa; Arthropoda; Insecta; Hymenoptera; Formicidae
Exons: 4
Coding region: 1-1167 (388 amino acids)
Source: RefSeq, a predicted model, not a curated record